AUGGGUGGCCCUGCUGAUACUUGAAAUACCUGUGGCAUAGCUUCCAGCAUCACAGCGACACGGAAGCUACCACAGUGUGACAAACUGCCAGAAGAGUGGUGCUUGUUGUAUGAUAAGCACCUAAAAUAGAGAAUACACGUACUAUUUCACAAAUAUUUGCCAAGAAAGUAUAACUUGGUGUGAUGGUUAUUAAUGUUAUUUGUCAACAUGCUUUUCUGUUGACAACAGAUAAAUUUUUAAUAAUUUAAGAAAAAAAUUAUAGAUAAAUAAGCAUGUAUUAAAACUUUCUUUUCAGAAAUAAGAAUUGUCAGCAUGCACGUUCAGACAAUCACAAAAUUCAAAACAAUUACAAAUGUUGUUGGAUAUUUAAAGGGCUCAACAUCUCCAGACCGCUAUGUCAUAGUGGGCAGCCACCACCAUACUACAUACAGUUAUAAUGGACAAGAAUGGGCCAGUAGCACUGCCAUAAUCACAGCUUUUAUCCAGGCCUUGAUGUUAAGAGUUAAGAAAGGGUGGAGACCAGACCGCACUAUCGUUUUCUGUUCCUGGGGCGGAACAGCUUUUGGCAACAUUGGCUCAUAUGAAUGGGGAGAGGAUUUCAAGAAGGUUCUGCAGAGAAAUGUUGUGGCUUAUGUUAGCCUCCAUAAUCCCAUGAGGGGUAACUCAAGCCUACAUCCUGUAGCAUCACCUUCUCUUCAGCAACUCGUAGCAGAGAAAAAGAAUUUAAACUGUACCAGACGAGCUCAGUGCCCAGAAACCAAUGUCAGCUCUGUCCAGAUACAAGGUGAUGCCGAUUAUUUCAUCAACCAUCUUGGAGUUCCAACCCUGCAGUUCGUUUAUGAGGACAUCAAAGCACUAGAGGUGAUUUUUUCUAAAAAUGCAACACCAGCUUACACACACCCACACACACAAAACAUAGCAGACUUGCAGAAUUAGAUUUUAUCCAGGCCAUUCGUCUCUCUUACCAAA
Loxodonta africana (African savanna elephant) is the source of this 969-nucleotide messenger RNA. RefSeq names its product inactive N-acetylated-alpha-linked acidic dipeptidase-like protein 2. The record is from RefSeq and is a predicted model, not a curated record. Bases 313 to 936 code for a protein of 207 amino acids. Lineage: Eukaryota; Metazoa; Chordata; Mammalia; Proboscidea; Elephantidae. The transcript has 4 exons.